Onychostoma macrolepis is the source of this 6291-nucleotide messenger RNA. It is a transcript of the gene rnf150a, whose product is annotated as ring finger protein 150a. NCBI's taxonomy places the organism in Eukaryota, Metazoa, Chordata, Actinopteri, Cypriniformes, Cyprinidae. Bases 381 to 1688 code for a protein of 435 amino acids. The record is from RefSeq and is a predicted model, not a curated record. The transcript is spliced from 7 exons.
UUCCGAUUUAUUUAUUUAUAUGCUCUUUGAGCACCUUAUUGCUUAGUAUAGCAAUGUAUAUUGCGAUAUUCUUCAGCAACUGCAUUUACUAAACAGACCAUGUUUAGUAACAAUAUCUGGCAACCUUCGCAUCCGACACCGUCACAACAAGCGCAAAUGCUGCUGGGUGGCUUGUCGUGAUGGUGGACUGCAUCUAUAAGCCACUUUUAAAGGACGACGGCGAUGGACAGGUAGAUUUUUCGGUCUGACUGCGCUUUAAUUGUGUAGUGGGGUUGCCAAGUGAUGCUGUAUUCAAUGAUCGUAAUCAUAUACUAAAAAAGAGACUGGAUAAAGACGCUCCCCAGCGUGAAAACAGUUAGUUUGGGAUCAUCUCUUAAAACAUGGCAAUGUCCCUAACCCAAGCCUGCCGGAGUCUUGCCCUGUCUACAUGGCUGCUGUCGUUUUGCUUUGUGCAUUUGUUGUGUCUGGACUUCACAGUAGCAGAGAAGGAGGAAUGGUACACUGCCUUUGUCAACAUCACUUACCUGGAUCCAGUCACAUCUGAAAUAAAGACAGAGAAGAGUGAAUGUGGCAGAUAUGGGGAGCACUCACCUAAAAGAGAGGCCAGGGGCUUUGUGUUUAUGCCAUCUCUUCUGCAGGACAGACAGGCGUGCGACAGUAACACUAAAUUCCCCCUUCCCCAUCCCAGCAUCCCAUGGAUAGCACUGAUAGCCAGAGGAAACUGCACCUACAGGGAGAAGAUCAGACAUGCUGCUACUCUCAAUGCAUCCGCUGUGGUCAUUUUCAAUGUGGCCUCCAGCAACUCCAAUGAGACCAUUACUAUGCCACAUCACGGUACCGGCGAUGUGGUGGCGAUCAUGAUUCCCGAGCCUAAAGGUCGUGAGAUCGUGGCCCUACUGGAGAAGAACAUAACCGUGGCCAUGCACAUCACCAUUGGCACACGCAACCUGCAGAAAUACGUCAGCCGCACCUCCGUGGUGUUCGUCUCCAUCUCCUUCAUCGUCCUGAUGAUCAUCUCUCUGGCCUGGCUGGUCUUCUACUACAUCCAGCGCUUUCGCUACGCUAACGCACGCGACCGCAACCAGCAUGUUUCUUGUCUUUUGCAGAGGCGAUUGGGCGACGCUGCAAAAAAGGCCAUAAGCAAGAUACAAGUGCGGACCAUUAGAAAGGGUGACAAGGAAACCGAGUCAGACUUUGAUAACUGCGCUGUGUGUAUCGAAGACUACAAACCUAAUGAUGUUGUCAGGAUACUGCCGUGUCGUCAUGUCUUCCAUAAGAAUUGUGUGGACCCGUGGUUACAGGACCACAGAACCUGUCCCAUGUGCAAAAUGAACAUCCUUAAGGCCCUGGGCAUCCCGCCCAAUACAGACUGUUCUGAUGACAUCCCUCCGGAUUAUGAGAUGUCCAUCAGCGGGCCGCCCACCAACCCUGUGACGGGCGCUAGUGAGGUCUCAGUGGGCGAGAGCUCGGUGGUCCUGGACCCAGCUAUGAGAACAAUAGGCCUGUCACACAUUUACCACGAGAUGGAUACCUUCCCACAGGUUGGAGAGAGCCAUCACAUCGCCAGCAGUGAGCACCAGCCGUCCAUGAGCACUGAUUCAGACACCUCACUCAUCAUGCCAGUGGAGCUCGCCCUGUCCGACAUUGAUCUGCAGUCCGAUCCAGAACAGGACGACGCAAAGUCUUGAAGUGCCAUAAACGGAGCCGGACUGCAGCGGGACAAUAAAAGAACAUGAGCAAAAGCAGCACAGGUGUGCAACCUCCUUUUUUGACCUCAUGGUCUCCAUCACUGCAAAAAACAGCUUGCUUGUCCUCAUCCUCUGGCUGUAUUGCACUCAAUGUCUUCUGUCCUGAGCUUGUGUUACCAGACUGGAAAAGCCACAUGGUCCUACGAAGGAUGUUUCCGCUUUUAUUUUGGAGAAUUUUGACUGUUUCAACUUCCCUAUGGGAUCACUGCCAGUAUACACCAGGAUAUUCCAAAAUGAAUAUAUGUAAUGCAUCAAUGAAUGCGCCCUACAUUUGCUUUGAGUGUCUAAAGCAGUUUGCGUGUGCUCUAACCAGCAGUUCAUAUGGUCCAGUGUCAGAUGCUCCUUGUGAAGUAUCACCAGUGCUUAUCGUAUGCAGGACACUUCUUGCAUCUUCAGAUAUUUGAUGUGUCAAAUCACGCUACAGUGAACCCAGAAACCCAGCUUAUGACAUGGUGAGUGUUUCAGCAGCCGUAUCCAGUGACAGCGUGUCACAGCAGUGUUUGUAAAUCACAAUGCCACAAACACAGGUAGUUUCCGCUCAUUUUGUCUUGACUAAGUGCUGUCAUCUGUUCUGCUAGGCCACAUGCACACUGCUAAAUACAGUGACAACUGCAUUCAAAUUCAACCCAAUUCAAGUGACGACUAAAUUUUCAUGUCAUAUUCAAAGCUGCAUGCAUGUCAUAGCUUGGAAAUGAAGUACGAUGUGGAAUGUCAAAAAUAAAUAAAGGCCCAUUCACACACAAAAUGAUAAGUAUUAGUGAUGCACAAAAAACAAUUUAGGUUUUCAUUUAGUCGAAAACUGAACACUGAAAGUUUAUUUAAUAAUCAAUUGAACUGAAUUUAUUAACGGGAUAGCCCCUUGAGAUGAUUCAUCUCAUUUUUGAGGGGGUCCGAAUUUAAUUUUUUUUAUUUUUUUAUUUUUUUAUUGAAUUGAGUAAAAUUUAAUUGAAUUAUUUAAACAAAUUGAAUAAAUAUUCAACAGUCAAAUAAAAGCUGAGUCAUAUAUAGCCAUUUAAAUUGCACAUAAGGCAUUUUUUACAUACAUUUUAAUUGUAUAAUUAAGUUUCUAUUGCAAUUCAUUGUCAAAAUAAAAAAAUCCAAAAGCAUAACAUUAUGAAAAAAUAUAAUGAAUGGUAAUUUUAUGAGAAUAGCACAAUAUCAUCCUUGGAUAUUUUCCUUUUUUUUUUGUAUAUAUAAAUAUUUUUGGUUUCAUAUGUGAUAAAACAUUGACAGCCAAUCAUAAUUCUCCUGACUUAAUAUUGCAAGCAAAAAAUGGUGAAUAGUAUGAAUUUGUGAAAACUAGUGAAAACAUAAUAAAGAGCACACUGCAUGCAUUACAGUACCCCACAGUGCUAUGCAUGAUUGAUAUUAUGAUUUUAAUAUCAAAAGCAUUUUUAUUUUAAAACAAUGUAAAAAAUGUAAUGUAUUUAUUAAUUAAUUAAUUAAUUAUUUGAUUUGACUCCUUAAUAAAAUGCACAACAACUGAUUCCAAGGACUUGGAUUGUCAAUGUUGAUGAAGUUUAAGAUAUUUUACACUACAUUUAAUCAAUAUUGUUAAAUGAACGUUUUUAUUUAUUUAAGAUUAUGGAUGCCACUCUCUGUCAUUUGACAGAAAUGUAGUAUUGUAAUCUUUUUCACAUGCUAUAUUUCUAAAGAUUUGUCAGUAUGAAGUGUAUACUUCACAGUUUUCAGUAUGCACUGAGCUAGCCUUCCGUUAUGAAGACAGUCUGAGUCAAGCGUCGUGAUGCACUCCCACAAAUAACAGCACUUGUCACUUCCUAAACCUUGCAGUGUGCAUGUGGCCAUUUUUGUAAUAUUCUCUGGCAUGGACGUGCUGAGUUAACCUCUUCAGGGGCUGUUUCUGUUUUGAAGAGGAAUUGUUGUGUUGGAUUUAAAUAUAAAGAAUGGUAGAACAUUUGUAAAUUUAGGUUUAUCAAAUUUGGUUUGUGUUCUGCGGCAUCUAGGAUUUCUACAUUCUGUUCGUGGACAUGCUUGCUUUACUCCUAGCUAAAAGUUAAAGUGGGUAAUUAUUGCAACUCCAAACAGAAUUUCAGUCUGAGCAGCUGAAUUGAUCCGAACAUCUCAAUUAGUGGCGCAGACGCUACCAGUUUGUCCAAACAAUGGAUGGCGUCCAAAAAAACAGCCGAACUAACAGAAUAGUUUUUGCUAUUCUGUUUGGUUGCUGCAGAAAUUGCACAUGUAUCUUUUACAGGACGGUAGUAAAAGAUACCAUUUUAAACAGCUCACGAUACUUUUGCAGAAGUUUAGCAUAUGACUAACAGGCCUGUUUGAUAUGACCGUUUGCUUUUUAUCAUGCACAAUAGGAAAGUGAAAGACUGCUGACUGGUUAUUUUGAUAUCAAAGGGUUUAUUUUUCUAAAAACGAAAAAGCCAAAAACAAACAAAGGACUCAUAUGAAGAUAAACAACACCCCUUUUAAAUAUUUAUGUUUUAUUAUUAUAAUUAUUAUUGUUUCACUAAAUAGCUUUCCAGUAUAUAUAGUGAUCAUAUGUAGCCUGUCGAUGUUGAAUACAGACUUACUGUUGGUGUAUCUGCCAACUUCAAAUAUUUCUUAUUAUUUAAAAAAAAUUAUGAAUUUUUAGUCAUUUAAUUAGGUAUUUUGUUUUAAUAUUAAUUAUUGUUUUUUUUCUCAGUGAGACUUUGUCUCAGAAUGCACUUCCCCAGUUAAACGCGCUAAUACCCAGAAUGCACUGCUGCAGCGGGACGGUCUGAUGAAUGUUCAGCACACCAAAGCUUCAGUGUUUCAUUUCAACACACUGCUGGAUAUGUCUGCAUAUGUCCAUUAUGUUAGGACAGGUGGAUGUCACGUGACCUGUGCAUUUCUACUGAAUGGUCUUGUUGUGGAGCACAGCGCUGGGAUCUGUGAUCCUGAUAUUCAUACUCAGUCAUAUUUAACGUAAAGGCUUGUGCAGUGUUAUUUGCAUCUGUCAGCCAAAAAGCACAUGAGAUUUCCCUGAGAUCUGCAGAUUUUAUUGUCACUUUAGACUAGCAUGUACACUGUAAAAAAAAAAAAAAAGUUGAGCCAACUUAAAAUUUUAAGGCAACCAGCUUCAGUAGAUUUUUGAGUUUUCUCAACUUGUCAUUUUAAGUUUAUACAACAAAAAUUUGAGAGUAUCCCACAAAAAUAAGUAGAGCAAACUCCAAAAACUUUUUUUUGUUUUUUACAGUGUAUGAAACUGAUGUUCCGAGGAAUUUUAUAGAUUAGAUGAUUAAGCACUUAUGGUUUGGUGCUUAUUUAAUCAUUGUAACAAACAUGCAAAAACUAAAUGACAGUGGGCUGGAUUCACAAAAAUCUUAAGAAAAAAGUUACAAAAGUUCUUAUAAAUUCUAAGACGUUUGUAGGAAUGUUGAAAAAUGUGCAAUUCUUGAGAAAAAAAUCCAAACAUACUAAUGAUAAAUUCGAAGUAGUUCAUACACUCUCAGAAAUAAAGGUACAAAAGCAGUCACUGGGGCGGUACCUUUUCAAAAGGUACAUUUUUGUACCUAAAGGGUCCAUUUUGGUACCUUAAAGGUACAUAUUAGUACUUAAAGUGUACAUAUUUGAACCUAAUAGGUACAAAAGUGUACCUUUUGAAAAGGUACCGCCCCAGUGACAACUUUUGUACCUUUAUUUCUGAGAGUGUAAGAACGUUAAAAUGUGCAAUUCUUGAAAAAACUAUGAAAAUUCAGAAGAUAAAUUCUAAGUUUGUAAAUGUGUUAAAAAAUGUGCAAUUAUUUAAAAAACGAUUAUUUUUCUUAUCUGAAAAAGUAUGUACAAUAUUGUUACUAAAUUAGUUACUUUUUUUUUUUCUUAAAUUUUUUUCAAGAAUUUUAUUUCUUCUUAAGUUUGUAAUAAGAAAAAAUAUAACAUUCAUACGACGUUUUUUGGGAAUACAAAAUUCUCUCAACUUUUCUCUUUUUUUAAAGUUUUGUGAAUUCGGCCCAGUGUGGUUUGAUUGUUUGAAGUCGUCUGUCUGGAAUGUUUAUAAAUUAUUUUGUGAAUCCUUUAAAGCGGUCAUAUCUUGCAUUUGUUAUUUAUUUUUUCUCCUUGGGAAAUUAAUUUGCAAUAUUUCCGUACUGUGCCUUUAAGACGAUGUAAACACCCUCUUCAUAUAUAAACAUGAGCAUUUGCACACAUUUGGAUAGAUUCGUCAAAAAGUGUUGAGAUCGUCAUUUUGCAGUAUGUUUGCGUCAAGGUGAUAUUUCUUCUGUGACCCCUUUAAAGGAAGCGGUAUGUGUGUGUGCUGUUGUAGACAUGAUCGAUUGUUUGUCUGACUGCUGUUUCAAUGUUUUUGUCAUGCACUGGACCUUAUACCUCUGAUGUAUCAAGCACAUUCUGUAUAUGCAUAUCAGUUUUCUUGUGAAAUGAUUGGAUGCUAUCCAGGCUGCUGUGUGUGAUUUGCACAGACACAUGAUACCAUUAGCAUUUGGUUGAUAACCUCUCUGAAUUUGAACCAGAUGUCUUUCAUGGUUUGUGAAUGUGGUAUUUGCAGUAAAUCAAUUUGCUUUUUUUCAGUGCAAUAAAAUUAUAAUUGUGAUAAAUA